AUGGUGGAACCGGUGGGCCUCACUGGAGGAAUUCUGAUCCUAUGGAACUCGGGAGUAAUAUCCUUCACAACCAUUAGGAAGGAACUCCGCGCUAUUCACGGCAUUAUCCAGGUAUCUUCCAACAAUAUUAAAUUUGCAAUUACUGCCAUAUAUGCUAGCACUCUUCAUAACAGUAGGUUAGAAUUGUGGAAAAUUAUUGAAAACAUCUCAAAUUCUAUUGAUCUUCCAUGGCUUUGCAUUGGUGACUUCAAUGAAAUAACUUCACAUUCUGAAAAAUGGGGUGGCCGAAAUCCGAAACAAAAUCGAAUGUUGGCUUACAGUGAGGCUAUGGAUAACUGCAACCUAAUCGACCUGGGGUUUAAAGGGCCGAGAUUCACAUGGUUUAACAAGAGAAAAAGAAAUCCGAUCUUUGAACGUCUUGACCGUGCCUGGGUUAACAGUCUUUGGCUUAACACCUUCCCGGAAUCCACCAUUCACCACCUUCAAAGACUCAGCUCUGACCAUAACCCCAUCUUACUCAACACUAAAACCGAAAUACAUAUGCCAAGAAACUACAAAAAGCCUUUCAAAUUCGAAACGAUGUGGCUUAGCGAGCCCGGUUUCGACGACCUCAUAAAACACAAUUGGCCGAUUGACCAGUCUGAGUUCCACGUUAAGCUUAAAAAUAUUUCGUUUUUAAUGAACAGCUGGGCUAAACAAAAUCAUGGCAAUGUUUUCAAAAGAAAGAAGAACUUGAUAGCUAGAAUCCAAGGAAUCCAAAGAGCGAUUGACCAUGACCCAAGGAAAGCUUACCUAAUCGACUUAGAAAAUAAGCUUAAAGAAGAUCUAGAUGAAGAUACCAAAUUCCAACCUAUCAUGAUAGAUCCUUCAAAUGCGCCCACAUUCCCACCACCUCUGAGAUUAAAGAUGCCCUUUUCAGCAUAUGGGGGCACAAAAGCCCCAGGUAGAGAUGGCAUCCAUGCGAUCUUCCUCCAGACUUUCUGGGACACAAUUGGUAAUGACUGCACCAAAAUGAUAGUCUCAGUUUUCAGGACUGGAAAAAUCCCUAAUGACCUUAAUAGAACCGUUGUAGCGCUCAUUCCAAAAUCCGAAAACCCGGAAAAAAUCUCGCAAUUCAGACCUAUUAGUCUAGUAAACACAAGUCUAAAGGUUAUAUCAAAAAUCUUGGUUAAGAGAAUGCGUCCGAUCCUCUCAAAAGAAAUUUCCCCAAACCAAAAUAGCUUCAUUUCAGGAAGGGGCACGGACGUUAACCUUAUCAUUGCUUCCGAAAUCCUUCACUCUAUGGGAAAGAAAAAAGGAAAAAAGGGCACGUUCGCUAUGAAAAUUGACCUAGAAAAAGCCUAUGACAGACUAGAAUGGGAUUUUAUUCGCACAAGUCUUCUUGCAAUAGGGUUUGAUGAAAAAACAACCAACCUGUGUAUGGAGUGCAUAACUACAACCACCACUUCCAUCCUAAUUAAUGGCAGACCCUCAAGAGAAUUCACACCCUCUAGGGGCAUUCGACAGGGGGACCCCCUCUCGCCUUACAUCUUCAUCAUCUGCAUGGAAAUGCUGUCAAAACUAAUUCACAAAAGUUGUGAAGAUAAUAAGUGGAAACCAUUUGUGAUAAGAGGAGGGACUUCAAAAAUCUCCCAUCUCAUGUUUGCUGAUGACCUAAUCCUAUUUGGAGAAGCUACUCCUCAAACACUAUCAGCCGUGAAUGACACGCUGAGGGAUUUCUUUUCUAUUUCGGGCCAGAAGAUGAACACUUCAAAAAGCAAAAUCUACUUCUCUCCAAACACCUCUCAAGAUAUUAGAGAUGAAUUUGAACAAGACCUAGAUGUCCUAUCAGCCAAAGAUCUAGGAAACUACUUAGGUUUUCCCCUUUCAAAUAAAAGGCCCUCAAAGAAUCACCUUCUCCCCAUUGUGGAAAAAAUCUCCAAGAAGCUGGCCCUCUGGAAAUCUAACUGCUUAUCAAAAGCAGGAAGAGCCCUUCUCAUCUCCACCACCUUCCAAUCAAUCCCUCGCUACUUCAUGCAGGGUAUUCUCUUUCCGAAAACCUUAACCACAAAAAUGGACAGCAAUUCUGCAAACUUUCUUUGGGGAAACCGAGGGAAUAAAAAAGGGAUAAACUGGAUAGCUUGGGAACAUGUGUGCAAACCAAAAGAACUAGGAGGCCUAGGGUUUAGAACAAACGAGGAUUUAAACAAACUCGGGUUGGUAAAACAAUGUUGGAACCUAGAUAACCAGAAAAAUUGGGCGGCUCAUUUCAUGGCAGACAAGUAUAUCAGGAAAAACAAAGGCCCCCUCUCCUUCAAAAAAGGUUCUUACUUAUGGAAAAACAUAGGGAAAGGGUGGGAUAUCUAUAAGGAGAGUUUAUGCUGGAACCCGGGGACGGGAGAGUCGAUUAAUUUUUGGCUAGACAAAUGGAUGGGGAACACCACAUUGCGAGAACAUUUUACCGGACCCCUGAGCGACAUUGAGGAGAAGAAAAGCCUAGCGGAGGUCCUAUCCCACAAUGUAGAGGAAAACCUUCCUUCGAACCUACCCCAAAACCUCAUAAACCUUGCAAAAUCAAUAAAACUAAACGAAGAGCAAGACUUACUCUACUCUUCCUGGUCUUCCGAAGGAAAGUUUAACAACAAAGAAGCCGCUAGCUACAUCCAAAGCCUAAAACCAAAUCACCCAAAAUCUCAAUUCGACUGGAGCAUCAUUUGGAAUGCUCCAGGGCACCCAAAAAUCAAACUAUUUCUGUGGCAAGCGUGGUGGGAGAGACUACCCACGAAUGAAAACCUCUUCUUUAGGAAGUGUGCAAACUCUCCAGAGUGCAACACCUGCUUUAAUUCUAAAGAAAAUAUCCUCCACAUUUUGAGAGAUUGCCCGAGAGCGGAUUCCAUAUGGAAUAAAAUCAACAAACCAAAUUGGCCUCUUAAUCAAAACUUGUACAUUUGGAUAGAGGAGAACCUUAAACUUUCCACAUUUCGCUUUGGAAAAAUUCCUUGGAAUGUCUUGUUCUCUUUCACCGUGUGGGAAAUCUGGAAAAGAAGAAACAAUUGGAUUUUUAAAAGGAAAAAUGAUAAUGAAGAUGUUUUCAUAAAAAGCUUAACGUGGUUUGCCCAAGAAUGGUACUUCUCACAACCGAACACUAACCUACAAAAAAAACUUUUGUCACCUCACAACACAAAAUGGAAACCCCCUGAGCCAAACAAAAAGAAAAUCAAUGUCGAUGCUUCCUUCUUGGUCACUAACCAUGUAACAGGUAUAGGAGGUCUUUGCAGAGAUAGUUCUGGUGGAUGGAUAAAAGGCUUUAAGGCCAAGUGUUUUUGUAAAAACAGCAAAGUGGCUGAAAUUCAAGCUAUACUUCUCGGCCUACAAUGGGCACGGGAAGAAGCUUGGACAAACUUCAUCAUCGCCUCAGAUUGUAGCAAAGCUGUGACGGAUAUAAACUCCAGGGAAGAAAGAAAAGAUGACCUAACCAGAAUGGUUAAAAUGUGCAGGAUACUCCUAGACCAGGACGGAGGGCAGCUGCUCCAUGAGAGAAGAGAAGCCAACUCCCCUGCUGACGAGUUGGCAAAGCGUGCAAGAGAAGACACUCGGUGUUCUUUCGAAUUUGAAUGUAUUUUGGACCCUCCCCCGGAUUGUUAUAAACUUAUUUUGCUAGACUACUACUCGGGUACAAACUUAAAUGACCCAAGUAGUUUUGUUGUAAACUCAACUUAA
Beta vulgaris subsp. vulgaris (sugar beet) is the source of this 3699-nucleotide messenger RNA. RefSeq lists its product as uncharacterized. Gene Ontology annotation, molecular function: nucleic acid binding; RNA-DNA hybrid ribonuclease activity. Bases 1 to 3699 code for a protein of 1232 amino acids. Lineage: Eukaryota; Viridiplantae; Streptophyta; Magnoliopsida; Caryophyllales; Amaranthaceae. The transcript has 2 exons. The record is from RefSeq and is a predicted model, not a curated record.